Molecule: messenger RNA, 1129 nt
Organism: Gordionus sp. m RMFG-2023
Lineage: Eukaryota; Metazoa; Nematomorpha; Gordioida; Chordodea; Parachordodidae
Exons: 5
Coding region: 115-1050 (311 amino acids)
Source: RefSeq, a predicted model, not a curated record
AGUAUAAAAUAUGAUAUUGAUAAAUUUGAGCUAUUAUUUUUGUCCUCAAUUACCACUGAAUUAUUUGAAAAUACUAAUGUUAAUAGUGAUAACUCAUCAGAACUACUAAAUAAUAUGAUGAAGUUAAAUAAUAAGGAUAUGUCAAAUCAAAAUGAGAUGAUACCAUCCAUAAAGUUAAUCGAAUAUAUAAACAAAGUAUUUUUGUAUGAUUAUAUAAACUCAUGGUGCGAUGAAAUAGUCUCAAAUUCAAAGUAUAUUCCUUCUAUAAUUAACACAUCGUAUUCUUCAUCUAAAAAUUUCGAUAACGAAAACGAUUCUGAUGCAUUUGAAACGUCGAUGGAUAAUUUUAGCUUUUUAAAUAUUAGUUCUAACCACAACAAUGAAAAAAUUAUUUAUCAAAAAGAUAAGACAAGUUUGAAACCUGAUUCUCGUAAAACGCAAAGUUCACUGUUCGAUACAACCGAAUUCCAGAUCGCCGAGAGAAAAAUUUACGAUCUUAAAGAGUUUAUAAACCAAAAUGCCAAACAACAGGCAAUAAUUCGACAAAAUAAUUUGGAAUCACUAAAUGAUGAUACCGAUCUAAAUGAGGACGAUGUCAAAGCAGACGAUGAUUACGAUAUUCAAAAAAAUCGUUUGGGCUCAUUUUACAAACUUUGUCUGAAAGGCCACGAAAUUUUGGAAUCUUCGCAAACGACUUUGAAAGAAACUUUGAAAGAGUUCAUAAAUAAUCAAGAGAAUAAAUUCCAAACUCAAAUAUCCCAAGCAAACGCUUUAAUAGAGAAAGAAAAAGUUUUAGAAUGGGAAAUUACACGAGCAAUUUAUCGAGAUAAGCAGACGAUACAAGAUUUCAAAAACGAUUUUUUGCAAGCGCAGAAAUUACUUAAAUCGAAAAAAAGUUAUUUGUGUAGCAAGCGGAAACAGCUGAUGGCGUUGGAAGAUAAGAUAUUUGGAGGCAGAAAUGAUUCUAGCAAGAUAUCCAGGAUGGUGGACGAAUAUUUAGAGAUCCAGGCUAGGAUUGACGAAUUUAAUUUAAAGAGUUCCUAUUCUUAAAUAAAAAUAUUUAUUUUAAACUGAAUUUUAAUGACAAUAUUAUAUAUAAAUUAAAUAAAUAUUGACAUUUUAAAAUAAA